Molecule: messenger RNA, 1461 nt
Organism: Symbiodinium necroappetens
Lineage: Eukaryota; Dinophyceae; Suessiales; Symbiodiniaceae
Source: the annotation of a GenBank genome assembly
AUGUCCAAGAAGAAGGAGCUCCAAGUGGUCGAGGAGCUCAUAGAGGCCGGGCACAGUAGGCGCCAUCGGGACGUCUGCCCCACGGCCGAUGCCGCUAAGUUCCCUGACGAAGCACAAGACGGUCGCUUGGCAAUGGCUCGGCGCAGGAGGUCGCAUGGAAUACCCCGUUCCGAUUGGCUGCACAAAGCCGUUGUCCCCCUUCAACAGCGGGGACGAUUAGAAGCGUUCAGAGGUAAGAUGCCGGCUUCAGUGAUAGAUUCAUCUCCGGACCCAGCAGGAGCCAUGUCGCAGUUACCGAAGGCACUGGCUCCAGUUUCAAGCGGGUUAGUAGACAGAACCGCCGCAAUGAGUGGCAACGGCGAGCUCAAGAACGUCCCGACCAUCAAGGCCUACAAAAACCCAGACUUCUUGGGCGCGGCGACCUCUCGCCAUGUCCGGAUCAUGUGUGAGCUCUACGAGCCCAUGCAGCGCUUGGACAAGCAUGACAUUAGCAAUUACUUCAUUAUCGUCGGCUCGCACCUGAUGAUGCAUCCGGAGGACCGCGUCAAGCACAUUGCUGGCCUGGAGCAGCAGCUCAAGAAGCUCACGGCAGAAGAGGAGGUCGAAGCCGUGCAGGCCAAGCUCCGAUUUGCGCAGAAGAUACAGGCCAUGGACAAGUUCUAUGUGAUGGCCAUGGAGCUUGGAAAGAAGCUCGGCGAAUGGAAUCGGCAGCGCGCCGCCAAAGGAUUGCCGUCGUAUCACGUCAGUACCGGUGGUGGUCCUGGCAUCAUGGAGGCUGCGAAUCGCGGCGCCCACGAAGCAGGAGACAAGACGCUCGGUUUCGGGGCCAGCCGGCCAGAGUGGGGCUCCUUGAACAAGUACGUGUCGGAGGAGGGUGCCUUCGAGUUCCAUUACUUCUUCAUGCGGAAAUUCUGGAUGGCCUACAAGUGCAUGGGCCUCGUAGUCUGCCCAGGAGGUUUCGGGUCGCUGGAUGAGCUCUUUGAGUUGCUAGUGCUCCUGCAGACCAAGAAAAUCUCCCAUCCUUUGCCGAUCAUUCUGUUGGGCGAAGAGUUCUGGAAGAAGACCAUCAACUUCCAGUACUUGAUGGAAUGUGGCAUGCUGACCCAAUCGCACUUAGACAUGCUGGUCUUCAAGGACACUGCGGAGGAUGCUUUCCAGUACCUGGUCGAGUCCGUACGAAAAGCAGAGGAGUCCGGUGAAACGGAGCAGGUGGAGACGGCGAAGCGCAGAAGAUUGGAAGGCAAGCCGAGCACUCCGUCUCGCAAAGACAGUCGCAGCAUCACUGGGGUCACUGCUGGAGGCCAUCGUGUGAAGCAAGGAACAUUCGAGAAUGUUACAGUCGUUGAGGCUGACCUCUUGAACUUCGAGCUUCCGGAAGCUUUUGAGCAUGCGCGUCUCACCCGUCAUGUGCACUCCUGCGCAUCGCCGUAUACAUCUUUACUACAAGGUUUCUCUUGUUGA